Molecule: messenger RNA, 786 nt
Organism: Ostertagia ostertagi
Lineage: Eukaryota; Metazoa; Nematoda; Chromadorea; Rhabditida; Trichostrongylidae
Source: the annotation of a GenBank genome assembly
GUGUUCCUAUUUAUCUCAAUAAUUGUCGCCACCGAUCCAGUUGCUGUCGUUGCGAUUUUGGAGCAGUACGGUGCUCCUCAUCGGCUACGAAUUCUCAUCGAAGGCGAAUCCCUUCUGAAUGAUUGGCCUCGCAUUGUUGAGCUGGGAAUUUCUAACAAGUUCGAUGUACCGCAGCUAAUUUUCGUGGUGGUCAUGAGCGUCGUCGGUUCGCCAGUGAUCGGCACCAUCGGGGCAAGAGUGGUGGCCUGGAUCAUCGCGAAAUUACAAGAGAAUAAAAAGCGACAGGCAUUUAUUCUGGUUUCCGUAUAUGGCAUGUUCAUGCUAUGUGAAACAUGUAACGCUUCUCCAGCUCUCGGCCUUGUGGUUUUCGGGAUCAUGCUCAGCUCAUACAGAUUUUACGAGAAAUGUUUCGCCCCUGAGACGACUGAGAUGGCUUUGGAGCUUUGGGCCGCUAUGGGAUAUUGGGCUAACAACGUGAUUUUCAUCUUUGCCGGAUUCAGCGUUGGUUUGGAGAUGUUCAGUCGCAGCGAGCACAACUUCUAUCGCCAGCUACACGGCAGUACUUACUUCGAGAUUGACGUAGAGGAUAUGGCGGUUAUCAUUGAAGGAAUGCUACUAUCACCUGUACCACUUUUUGCCAGAGUUGCCUCUAUAUAUUUAUUCUAUAAAUACUCGGGCCUGCUCUCUUCGCAGCCGAUUCCUCCUCGGUCGGAAUUCACUAUUUUGGCAUACGCAGGACUUCGUGGAGCGCUUGGUCUGAUAUUGGCCAUGGAGCUGCGCAAUUAG